AUGAUGAAAAGUCUACACUCCGAAAAUGUAACAUUGAAUUACCGUGAACAUUUUAAAUACAUAAAUGAUUUUUCACGUUUUUAUACUUCUUUACCUAUUUCAUUAUAUCCGGAAAAUAGUCCAGUCGUUAUGAAAGAUAUGUGUAAAUCAAGAAAAUAUAUGCCGACUACAAUAAUUGCGCCUGAUGGUUAUGUACCGAAUUCUCCGGUUCGUGUCAAAUUAAUUCCUUUGGGGAAAAAAGAAUUUUCUGAUGAAAAUGCUAACAAAAUAUUAUCAUCUAUAGUUUCAACGAAUAAUGACCUAUUAACAGUUAACGUUUUAAAUAAAUUACCUGAUAUAAUGAGCAAUAUGAAAACUGAAGAAAUCGACGAUUCAGGACGAGAAGCUGGCACUAUGUCAAAACAAUCUUGCAGAAAUAUGAAUAAAGAUGAUUUUAUAAAUGAACAGACAACUAUUCAUUUGGUUAAAGCAUUUAAGCUGAAUCAGAGUGACAAAAGGCAGACCACUUCACAGUAUUUUGAAAAGAAAAUGCAAGGAGAUAUAGAUGUAAAUGGAAUGAAUAGGAAAAUAUUAGCUGAAUCCGAGAAUCAACAAGAAACUACAAGAGUAGAAGAUAACAAUUUAAUUGAUUAUCUAAGAAGAAACAAUCAGAAAACAACACUAAAGAAAAAAAGACGGUUAAAAGAUGAUAAUUCCUUGAAGAAAUUGAAUGAGGAUAAAAUAAAGAAAAAUAUAUUAUCAGGCACUAUUGAACAGUCGAAACAUUCAAAUAUUAAACACAAUAAGUUAAAUACAUUGCAUACUAUGAGUAAAUGUUCAAAAGAUGAUAUUGUACAAACAGAAUUGAAGUCAGUUGAAAUUACUGACAACAUAGAAAAUGGAGGUUUUAAGAAUGUCACGGAAAAUAUAAUUGAGUUCGAUAAAACGGAAAAUUUCAGAUCUAAACCAUCAACUGAAGAAACUUCCAAAGGAAACCAGAUUCAUAAGCAAUGUAACAAACGGUCAGGGGGAUUAAUAGUCAACCACGAAUUAAGGGCUACUGAGACUGGAAGAACACCAGAAAUAACAAUUGGAGGAACAAGAGAAAAAAGAAAACAACAUAAUGAUUUGAAAAGCGAAGAGUUGCAUCUGAAAAAAGAACGGAAAGUAGCAAAUAAAGACAAUGAACUGGAUGAAAACCCAUUAGUAAAACAAGGCGUUCCUGUAGAAACUGUCGAAAAAGAAACAAUUCAAGUAGAAGGUGAAACGUUUCAACCGAAUACCUUAAUAAGAUAUACAGCUGAUUUUGAAGAUCCAGAUGAACUUGUUAAACUGGAAGCGAUUUCGUUAGCCUCAAUGAAUCAAGAUGAAUAUCUGCGAAAACUUGUUAAAAUGUCAUGGUAUCCAUAUAGAUCAAGAAUGAUGAAUAAAGAGACAAUAGCAAAACAUCUACUCAAGCAUUUGGACAAUAUUCAUGAUUGGAAUAAUCUACGUCAAGCUGAAAUAUCCAUUAUAACUUUACAAAAAUUACAUGUUCAACUUUCCGAAGUGUUUAACUUUCUUUUACAUUAUUACAGAUUAUAUAAACUGAAUGAUCAAUGUAAAAAACAUAUUCAGAAUUAUGCUGAGCAACAUUUUUUAAAAUGGUAUCAUUUUGUGAAAGAAAGACAAAAUAUUAGACAGGAAAUCAAAGAAGAUGCAUUUGUUCAAGCUUUGUCUGCGCUAACAAUUUUAAGCAACUUUAAUGUGAAUGUAGAUGAUCAAAUUAAAAAACUUAAAAAUGCAUUUACGUCAGUUAAUAAGCUUCAGGAAACAGUUAAACGAAACAAUCAAUUCCAUAUGAAUAAUUUAACUUCGAAGGAUACAACAAAACAGGACAAUUUAAACACCUCUAGAUUAUGUAAAAUACUUGAUAUAAUGUUUCAAUUAGACGAAGUGUUUCAAGAAAGUAGAGCAGAUGAACCAGAUAAAAUGCAACAAAACGAAAUGGAACUUCAAACAAACGGACUAAUCAAAUUUAACAAAUGGAGACAAACAAACCGCAACAAAAUGCCUGAUGAAAUUUUAAAGAUAAUAGGAUCUUCAUCAUUUAAGGAGAAAGAUGUUAGAUUGCACAAGUAUUCAAUUGAAGCUUUCUCAAAAGUUAAAACUAGUGAUAAAGCCGAAAAGUUUGAUGAGAAUAUUGAAUCGUUUGAAUCUUCUAGAGAUAAACUUACAUCACAUAGUAUACAUAUUGAAAGUGAUGCUUUAGAAAACAAUAAAAUAAAAACGUACCUGAUUGGACAACAACUCAGGUUAUCAACUCGUAAAAAAACUCCACAGGGUCGAACAGAAAUGAAAGAAUUUUUAUCAAAUCCUAAAGAAGUUUUAGCAAAGCAAGUUAAAGAAUUGCCGAAAGCACCCUUCCAGUCUUUAAGUUUGAAAAGUCUUGAGUUAAAUUAUCACGAUUCAGAGAGAUCAACGAAAAAUGGAGAUACUGAAAUGUUAAAGAGAAAUACAAUGGCUAAUGAAACUACUAAAAUGUUAAUUAGUAGAAAAAACAGUCUCAAUAAACAAAGGACAUCAAAAAAAGAGGAAGUUAAUGUAAUUAAAGCUCAACACUUUACAAAAUAUAAAGAAAAUCUGAUGAAUAAUAGACAGCAUCUUCCUAAAAGCACAGCAAUUAAUUUAACAAACAGUAUAAUAAAUAAACCCUGUUUUGUAAAAGAUAGUUUGACAAGUAUAAGUGAACAGUCUUUAUUUGAAACAGCUUUACUUACUAAAUCAGGCCCACUAAACCGGGAAUUAUUUCCACUAACAUCUGUACAGACACUACCUAAAAUAAGGGAGUUAAGAAAGCAGGAAAACCUUGGUCGAACUCCAUCGUUCACGAAUUUGGUAAUGAACUUUAUGUACAAAAAAUCAAAACAAUUUAAACGGCAAAAUUCAAAAUUUAAUUUUUCAGUUGAAACGUUAUAUGAAUUGUCUUCAUUACAUAAUAAGGCGAAACAAGAAAAGAAAAAAGUAGAGGUGAAUAAAAUGAACAGAACAAAUGGACUUACAUAUAGAAAACAAACUUUAGAAACUCCUAAAAUUCAGAUGGAGCCUUCAUUGACUAUCACGUCUCUUCCAAAAAUAGGAUCGAUUUUGACAAUACAAUCAACUUCGUCCAUUAUUUCACGACCUGCUUAUAAAGUAAUUCAGCAAAAACCCCAUAAAACACAGAAAAAAGCAAUAAAACCAUCAGAAAAUCCAUCAGAUACAGAUAUCAGGGACUUUGAUUUUAAUUUUGAUACACAAAAUUUUUUACAGCGGUUCGUCAAAGUGCUGGAGUCAAACAUUAUUCCAUCAUGUAAGCAAGAAGGUUUAGUGCCAACACUUAAACUUGAAAAAGACAACAUAUCAGCAUUAAAACCAUUGUGUGAAAUAUACUGGGGGUCAUCAGAUGUUAACCAAGGAAUACUGAAGCAGCCACAUUGUGGACUAAUGUUUAAACAAAAAUUACUCAUGGAAUUAAUUAAUUCACUGUCUAUCGAAAGAAAACAACUGAAGAAUGAGAAACCAUCUACUUUGCCAAUGAUCAAUAUCCUAAAACAAAAUAUAUCUUAUCAGAUAUCAACUUCAAAAUCUAUGAACAAGAAGCAAGAAGACCUUCCAGCUGAUAAUGUAAAUGAUUUGUGUAGAAUUAUUCAUCAUUCACAAGAUAAACUAUCACCAAAAGAACUGACAAAUUUAUUAGCAGAAAUCAAAAUUGAUCAUCAAAAAGCUUCAAACACAGUAAACUUAAUGUACGAGUGUAAUGGAAGAACGUAUGAAGGAUCAAAAGCAUUUCAUGUAGAUUCAGAUAAGCAUAAGAUAUCAGUUGAACGAGCCAAUCUACUUAGAAUAGAAUCACAUACCUGUCAACCGGUACUUGGAAAGUUUCACUGUCGUUAUGAAGCACUGGCGAGAAAAAGAUAUCAGAAUUUAGGUCUCUCAAUUUCCAAUCACAUUACUCGGAUGAAUUUAAUUGAAGAAUGUAUGCACAAACCAACUCAACAAAGAACAAAUCAAAGAAUCUGUGGAUCAAUCAGACAACGGGAAUAUUUAUUUGUUGAUUUUCAUUAA
Molecule: messenger RNA, 4065 nt
Organism: Schistosoma rodhaini
Lineage: Eukaryota; Metazoa; Platyhelminthes; Trematoda; Strigeidida; Schistosomatidae
Source: the annotation of a GenBank genome assembly